Molecule: messenger RNA, 1468 nt
Organism: Paramacrobiotus metropolitanus
Lineage: Eukaryota; Metazoa; Tardigrada; Eutardigrada; Parachela; Macrobiotidae
Product: trichohyalin-like
Exons: 6
Coding region: 321-1148 (275 amino acids)
Biological process (GO): regulation of microtubule polymerization or depolymerization
Source: RefSeq, a predicted model, not a curated record
CAUUUGGAUUAACUCUGCAAUGUGCAACUGCGCAUUGUGCCCAUUCCUGAACUCAGAAAAUUGCCCAUAUGACGUAAAAGACGUGCAAACUGCAGACCAUGGGGCAUAUCAGUCUGCAUUGUUUUUGACGCUGGUUACCAAACCAUGCCUAGCAAGCACCAGCUGUGAACUGGCUGUGGUUAGCGAUCGAUACCUGGAAUUUUGGAGUCGCGGUUUGGGGAAAAGCACUUAGUAUCCAUUACGUUCUUGGCAUCCAGAAGUCACUUAUUAGCACCAGUUUGAGGUUAAAGUUCCUGACUACGCAAUUAAAAGCUUGUACAAUGGAAGGCAACGGAGACAACAUGCCAAUGGCUACCGCAAGAAACUCGGAUGAUAUUUGCAUCGAUCGGGAUACUGGUAGUCCGAUGCGAGUGCGCCGAAGCGGGGUGGCUUAUGAAAUUCUGCUGGAUGGUGAAGCACGGGGCAGUCCGGGAAAGUCGUUGGGGUCGCCAGUUGCUCGACGCGUCGGGGAUGUUGCGGAGCAGCCUGCAGCGCCGCCGCUGACCGCCGAGCAGCUCAAUGAAAAACUCGUGGCUGCUGAAGCCCGUCGUGAGGCUGCGAUAAAUGAGCUUCGCAAUCGCUGUUUGGAACACAACGUGGGCAGGGUGCAGCAGGCCAUUCAGAAGCGAAGUUUGGCGGAGAAACAGCAGGCUGACGAACUGAAGGAGUCCAUCGACAAAGAACUGGAACAAGCGCGUGCCAAUGUGGAGGCCCGACGUUUGGCACAGCUGGAGAAAUUGAAGCAGCAGGAAAAUCAUCAUCGUGAAAUCCAGAAUCGACAGAAUAUGGAAUUCGAGGAGCGUUUGCGCCAGAUGGAUACCAAGUAUUCCGAGAUCAACGGCAACCGCGAUCGUAUUCUGCAGGAAAUUGUGGAAAAGUUGAAGGAGCAUAAUGAGCGCGUACAAGAAGUCCACGAAAAAAUGGUGGCCGCUCAGAGCUCAAUGCCGGAUGGAUCGACGGAGACGGUCAGCGAGGAACAACGCCAGUGGAUUAACGCUGCCAACGAGCGGGAUGAGUACAUUCGCGGAGCUAAAGAACGCAUGCGUCAAGCGAAUUUCGAUCUGGACACGGAGAAUGUGGUUGUCGCUCAGGAUCAACGCCAUCAGUGAUGCUGUGUUUGGCCACUUACGCUCUGCAAGAUAUUUGUGGGAUGAUGUUGACGAAUUAUUACUGCUUAAAACAUUCAUAUGCCUUGAAAUAUUUGUUCGGUUUUCAUUCAUUCAUGUGCCUUGAAAUAUUUUUUCGGUUUUAGCGUUUUCUAUUUUUUUGCGUGCCAGAAAUUUUGUACUGAUAUGCGACGGCAUGGGUUCUGGGAGUUUUCUACGAUAAUUUGAUCGUCCUUGCUCAGUAUUGGCCACAUUUUAAUUAAAUUGAUUUUUAUUUGAUGGUAUGGAAUUGAAUACUAGGAUUAAAGUUGAGAUCUCAGUGA